GCCACAGAAACCAUUGGUUCAUAACUUAGAACGGCAAAGUUCUCGUUGUUGCUUACAGUUUUUCAUUCUGCUCUCUUUUUCGUUUCGACAACUGACCGUACAGCACGCCAAUGAAUCAAUUUACAGGUUCAAAUGUUCAAUCUGAAGCGUACAUGCAAAACUUUAUGAGUCUGCCUCCUGAAAUGCAGUCGAUGUCAGCAGCACAACAACAGCUACCUACGCAACAUCAACAGCUCAUGUCUCAGCAACCUCAGGCUUAUGGGCAACAAGCAGCAUCCACAAUGGCACAAAUGGCAGGCAACAUGCAAAGGCCUAUGAUGCAACCACAGCAGCAAGCACAACAGUUUCGACCUGCAAAUUUUGCGCAGCAACAGGCAUGGUUUGCUAAACAACAAAUGAUGCUCCAACAACAGCAACAGCAACAGCAACAGCAACAGCAACAACAACAACGAAAUACGAUGGAUGAACAGCGGAGACAGAUGCUUAUGAUGCAACAUCAACAGCAACUUCAAAUGCAAAAGUCCAUGUCGCCUGGAAGUGUUCCUCCCGGCGUCAGUGGUGCAGCCCCACCAGUCCAGUCACCAAGUACAUCCAUGACCCCUACAUCAGCGAUCAAUAAUCCAGUAACACCAAGUCCUGCCAUAAUGGCAAAUGGUCGCGACAAGUCGAAAUCAAACAAUGACAUUAAUGCGAAACGAGUGGAAACGAUUUUAAGUAUGAAUCAGGAAUUGAUCCGUUUAUGUGUCUUUCAACAACAAAGCCCUCAAGAGGCUGAUAUCUCUCCAUACCAAACACGGCUACAGUCUAACUUGACUUACCUCGCCACCAUGGCGGAUAUAUCCAUGAUCAAACCGGGGGAGGAACAAAAAACGCCCACACCUCCCGACUUAAAUCCAUUACCACCGCCCAAAUCUGACAUUGCCAAAAAGAUCCACGCUCUGUUAAACACUGCGCAAAUGCUAUUUAAGGAUGAACAAGAUUCAAAGUUAAAUAACGGCAAUAAUCCUCCCAGCUCACCUUUCUCUCAGAGUCGAAGCGUUCAGCAGUCGCCUGUUCAACAACAGCUGCAGCAAGCUAUAUCAACGCCACAACAACAACAGCAGCAUCAGCCGCAACAACGGGCCACCCCUCCAUCGCAGCCGCAGACUCCACGGCAACAACCGCAAACGCCACAACAACAACAGGCGCAACUUAUGCGUCAACAACAACAGACGCCUCCGCAACAACAAAACCAACCACCGCAGCAGCAGGCUCAUACGCCGCAAACAUCUGCUGCGCUACCGCAACAACAUCAAUCACCACAGCUCUCACAGCAACAACAAACGCCACAACAACAGCAACAAUUUUUCAACGGUGUUAAUAUGUCAAUGGCGGGUUCGCCUGCUACACGAAACGCCAUGAUGGACCCCCAAACCUUGCUCCAACAGCAGCAGCAAGAUCAGAUGAUGCAACAGCGGUUAAGACAACAGCAACAUUUGCAACAACAACGACAGCGAAUGAUGAUACCAAUGGGCAUGGGUGGUGUAUCGGGUGCAGAUAUCAUGAUGAACAACAGUGGGUACAGCCCUGCUAACUCUGUAGUACCUUCCGGCUCACCCAUGUCUCAAUCACUCGAUGCACUAUCGCCCAGUAUGACAUCCACGCCCACAAGUAUGCCGACCGUCCCUGGCUCGAUGAACCCCAGCGACUUGAUGAUGAAUGCCAGUGCUGCUGGAAUGAUAAAUCCAGCCAUGGUCAUGAAUAACCCUGGACUCAAUAUGAUGGCAGCUGGCAUGUACAACGGAAGUGGCGGAGCAGGAGCUGGCGGUACUGGAGGAGGAGCAGGAGGAGGCGAAGAUAUGAGCAAUUUCCAGAAUGUAGUGAUGAUGAUGCAGCGGUUACAGCAGCAACAACAACAGCAGCAGCAGCAACAAAAAGAGUUCGAAGAUGCUUUUGCGAGCCGAUCCGGAUAAAAGAAAAGAAAAGGUUACGAAAACACACUCUCUUAUGUACAUCUUUGCAAAAGAAAAAAAAAAGACACACACACUUGGCAUAUUUCCCCUCACCCAUCAUGCGUGAUUCCCACUGUUUAUCUCAUUCUAUGGAAUGGAUCGUACUCAAUGUAUUAAACAUAAUUAAACAUGAAGAGUAGUUACUCG
Molecule: messenger RNA, 2138 nt
Organism: Zychaea mexicana
Lineage: Eukaryota; Fungi; Mucoromycota; Mucoromycetes; Mucorales; Lichtheimiaceae
Exons: 6
Coding region: 111-1952 (613 amino acids)
Cellular component (GO): nucleus
Source: RefSeq, a predicted model, not a curated record